AUGGGCUCUAUGUUUGCGGAGGAAGAUUAUAUAAUGGUACGAUGCAGCGUGGAAAUAUUACUAAACAAUGGCUGUUUGGCUGCCAGGAAAUACCUCGUUGAUAAAAGGUUCUGUAUUCCAUCUUAAUAGUUGAAAAUUUAUAUUAUGAGUAAAAAUAUGUACAAUAAACCAUUUCUACUUUGUUACAAAGUUUAAAAUUUAAAUACAAAGUUUGAGAUGUUUGCAUUUGAAUGUUUUGUGAUACUCUAAUGUUUGUAUUAAUACUGUUUUUCAGAAACAAAAGUUCUUUGCUCAAUUCUGCAUCAAGCUUCGUUGAGUUUCUGGUAAGCUUGGGUAUUUUAAAAUAGAUUGCUUAUUAACAGUUUUAUGCAAUUCUUUAAUUAGCCAGUUAAUUGAUCAGUUUCACAGAUUGAUGGUUAUUAUUGAUUAUUAUUGUUCCAAUUUUCUCAACUAAUUAAUUAAAUAGUUGAUGUAUAAUUCCUUUGUUAAUUGAUUAAUAAUUAGAUUAAUUAACUUAUUAAUUGAUAGAUUAUUUAGUUGGUUAUUAAGAAAGUGGCUGAUUGCUUGAUUAGAUUGAUUGAUUAAUGAUUUCAGAGCUCGUUAUUGACAUUAGAUGAAACUCAUAUUGACGAAGCAAUCAGCUGUCUGAAGGAAACUCAGAGAUAUUGUAUCACACAGAGGAAUAUUUUAAAACAAGAGAAAUGCAGUGCUGAUGAUCUGAGGUUGUUAAUGAAUGAGAUUUUCUCCACCGAUGCUGAGCUAUACAUGGCAAUAUUGAGUAUCUUGAAACAAGGUAGGUUUGAAACAAGGUAUGGACAACUUGUCUCAACAUCUUGUGUAUGUCAUACAUUACUGAGUUUCAGUAAGUGUUAGCAAGCUAACAGAUGGUGUUGAAUGUAAGAAAUUUUGACAUAGGAACAAGAAAAUUAAUUUCUGAAUUGUAUUUCUUGCCUAAUAUUUUACAUGAAAAUAUUUUUCAACAUGCUUCUGGAAAGUAUGUCUGAUGAUCAUUGCCAAUAGAGACUCAUUUUCAUAUUUGAGACCUUGAGUUUCAUUAUUAUCACAUACCCAAAACCUAGGCUCUUAAUAUUGCAUUUGCGUAAAUAUCAGGGUUUUGCAUCUAAUUUGAUAGAGCAAAUGAUUGAAGCAGUUAUUUGUAGAUGGAAAUAUGUUGUGAAACUUAUAUACAUUUAAUUUUUUGUACGUACUGCAGGUUUGAAAGACUAUGUGAAAGGCGCUUUCUUAAUACGAAAAUCUUGGAAACAGUACAAAAGAAAUUAUGAUAAAAUCUUAAAGAUUGGAGGCCCUUUUCUAAAUCUUAAUGGCAACUCAGAAUAUCAACUUUGUCAUCUCCAUGAAAAUAAUCCUGAGGUGUUGUCAAAUGUAGAACAAGAGACUGUAAAUUCUGACGUCUCAUCAUGUAGUUGUUACAAUGUUGAAACAAAGACAGUUAGUUCUCAUGCUUUACAUGAAGUACAAGCAGCUAUUGCAUUUGGUUAUGGUUUGUUUAACCUUGUCGUGUCAUUGACCCCUCCUAAAGUGCUACAACUUGUGCAGUUUUUUGGUUUCCAUGGCAACCAAGAACUGGGUCUGAGUUGUUUGAAGUAUGUCUGUGCCAGUCAGAAUGUCAAGGCUGAACUGUCAAGGUAAUUAUUGGUUUCGCUAAAUAAAUUAGUAAUUGAUUGAUUAGUUAAUUAUUGAUUGAUUGAUUGUUUAAUAAUUAAUUAAUGAUUGAUUGGUUAAUGAUUAUUGUUUAUUAAUUGAUUGAUUAAUUGAUUAAUUAAUUAAUGCUUCAUUAAUGAUUGAUGAUUAAUUGAUUGAUUGAUUAAUGUUGAUUGGUUAAUGUUGAUUAAUUAAUGAUUAAUUGAUUGAUUAAUGAUAAAUUGCUGGUUGAUUAAUUAAUGAUUGAUCACUCACUGAUGAUUUAUUGAUGAUUGUUUAAUGAUUGAUUAUUGAUCAAUUAAUGAUUGAUUAUAUAGACUUGGUCUCCUAUGGUAUCAUGCUAUUAUCAGACCAAUGUAUGCCUUUGAUGAUAAUGACGUUGAAUGUGGUAAUUAAAUUAUAUUUGGUUCUAAUUAUUUUCUAAUUGAGUGAUUUAAUAUCUGAUUGACAUUUGAGACUAUAAGGAAAUAGCCAUAAAUAUAAUAUACAUUGUGUGAAAAUGUUUGAUCUAGGUUUAGAAGAAGCUUCACAAUUAUUGCAAGGUCUUCAAGAGAAUUUAUUAUUGUCUCCAGUUGCUCUUUACUUUGAAGGUUUAUUAUUCCGUUGUAAGGUGAGCAAACUUCCUGACUUGACAAUGCAUGUGGGUGAAAAAAGUAUGGUCAUAUUUCUUACUUCAUUUUCAAUUGAUUCCAGGGUAAUUUCAGUGAUGCAACAAGAUCAUUAAACCUGGCUUUAGAAAAACCUCUGGCUUAUAAAGAGAUGAUCAUGUUUUGUGAUUAUGAAAUAGGUUGCUAUCAUUUCUAACUUAGUUCAGUGUACAGUAAUUAUUUUUUAAAAAUUUCAACCAGAUUUUCUUUAUUUAAUUCAUUCCAUAUCCAAAUUAUUAAUUUGCAUAUUUUGUUAACUUUCCAGGAUGGUGUCAUUUGCUAGAGAUGCAGUGGGAUCUUGCUAUUCAGGCAUUUAUAAAGUAUUUUAUUUUGUGCUUGUAAAAUAAUUAUCUUAGAUUAAAAUUUAGAAUAAAUGAUUUGAACUUGUGCCUUUCUAAAUAUAAUUUCUAUUUUAUGAAAUUUAGAGUAAAAGAUGUGACUAGAUGGUCACAAUGUUUCUAUGUUUAUUUAAUUGGUGGUAUGUAAAUGUAAAUUUAUUUCAAGAAAUUGUCAAUUGUUUGCAAUGAAACUGUCUGUAGCAAUGUGAUAUCAUUGUAUAUUCCAGUUCUUCAUGGUGUCCAAGGCAAUACAAACGAAGCGGUAAUCUACUUCAGAUACGUCCCUUCACUUGUCAAACGAAAAACGCCUCUAGCUGUGUUUUUGAUUAGAAAGGUUUGAACUUUUUUAGAUUAUACUAAUUGCUGUUCAAAUUUAACUAUUUGAAUGAAAUUAGUACAUUCGAAUCUCUAAUUAACAGACGCCAGUGGGGAAUGCUUUAAAUGUUCGUUAACCAUAGAGAUGUCUGUUUUUGAGAGAGUUUUAGAAAUUCUCAACUAUUCUAACCAAUUUUCAUUGUGUAUUCUAGGCCACGUGUUGUGUUCAAGCACCGCCAAAUGAUGCAGAAAGUUUAGUUUUGUUGUUGGAAAUUAUUUAUUUAUGGGAAUGUCUUCCUACGUGUAGUUCGGUCACCUUGUCGUGCUUGCUCCAAGGUAAGACACAAUGUCGAAAUUGGCCCAAGUUCCAAUUCCUCUAUUUAGAACUGUUUCCAAUUUGCAGGCCUGGAGAAGACGGUGAAAGAUGAUUUUGUUGCGUUGAAACUAUUUCUAACUGCGUAUGUCUUACAUCGUCUUGGAAGAUUGACUCAAGCUAUUGAGGUAUAAGAUCCAACGUACUGUCAUAAGCUUUCACAUAUACGUAAGACAAACGGCAUACUGAGUAGUUGUAAAGAGCUUCACUGGUGUUUUCGUUAGAGUUCCAAUUCUAACAUCUGCGACACUUCCAAUUAUUUGACAAAAUUUCGUAAUAUCGCAAUUUUAGAAAAACAUUCCCCUUACCCCCACCAUUCAAUGUUUAUUGCAUUUCCCAGAAUAGGGUUAAAGCAAUUGUACUACGUCCAACGUUUUUUUGGGGGGAGGAGGUGGGGGGAAUGAGUAAAUUAUUCCGGUCUAGUACAGUAAUAGUAAAAAAAGUCACUGUUGCAUUAUUGUAGUACCUUUCAAUUCAUGUCUGAAUUGUGGGCAGAGACAGUCUGCUAUAGAAAUGCUGUACCGAGCUGGAGGCCAGUUCUCCGGUUAUCUAUUACUGGCAAGUUUUGCAUACUAACUUUUACAGUAUAUGAACAUUUUUUUGUAGUGUUAUAAAGAAGCAAUGACUGCCGGUGAAAAUAUUGUUGGCGAUAAACAUGUCUUACCAUUUGCUGCUUAUGAAUUGGGAAUAAUAUCUGCGAAGAUCUCACAGGUACGAGCCACUGAUCUAUGAACUUGCAAUGUUAACAAAUUGCGAUGUUGGUAAAUAAAUUGUUUAUUUUUCUACCUCUAGUUUGACAAAGGACAAGAAUUUCUCAGGAAAGCGAAGGUAACGUAUUAUAUGCUAUUUGAAAUUGUGUUAUAGGUAUUCGGAAAACCCAAGUAAUUUGUGGUUGUCUCUAAUUUCAUUACGAAUAUGGAUUAGGACGCAAAGCCGAACACGUUCACGAGUUUUAUGCGAAUGGAGCAAAUUAGAAUGCGCUCCAAACGUGAAUUAGAACGCACUGAAGAACGCGCUCUACAUGCGUUCUUCGUGUGUAUUGAAUAAAGUUACGUCGUAGCUCAAUUAGAAUUUUUUCACUACUGCUAAUAAAGUAGAAUGAAGUGUUUUUGUGUUGUUCAUAUUAAAGAUGUUCAAAUGCGAUUCUUUUGUUGAUGUAUGUGAUUUUCUUCUCCAGGAAACAUGCAGUGGUUAUGAUUUUGAAAAUAGACUGAAACUAAAGAUUGACAUCGCGAUGAAAAAAAUGGAAGAGCGAGCUAAGAAAGAACUGGUGACGAGUGACAGCUCAGGGUAACUUCAGCAUGUGAUACUUGAUGUAAGUCAGUGUGCUGGUAUGGUAUCACGUACGAGAUCCUGGACAUAAUGACGUCAGUACAGAGUACCAACAUGUGAGGCAAUACUUGAUGUAAGUUAUCAUGGACAUGAUAGGAGUAUAAACUGACAAGCAAACAAGAUACUGUAUGGUAGCUGAGUGCACACAAGACAAUCUGGUAAAGAUACGAGGCUGGCCAUCCAUUCAAUCACUUACAACCACUUGACUAAAUUCAAUUGCCUUUCUCACGCCGCCAUUUUUGGGUGGCAUUUCAGCCGAAGUCUGCGAGAUAAGUCCACAUGACAGCGACUUUUUAUAAUUUUUUGGACGAAUGAUGGUAAAUUUGCUUUGUAAAUGGUUUAUUUUGAAAUAUUGCUUUUCACAUUGUUUUAAUUGUCUGCAUUGGUUAACGAGAAUUGGAUGCUACCCAAAAAUGGCGGAUAUUCGUGAUCGUGAGAAAGGCUAAUUGGAUCUCGUUGAUUGAUUGUGAACUUCCAAACUUCAAACUAGCCCUCUCACAAGCUCUCAUAUUGCUUCCACCCAUAUUUGGAAAUUAUCAUUUGGCAGAAAUAUCUAGAUAUUAACUGCAAGAAAAUACAAGGUGGUACAAAUGUAUUUAAAACUUCUACAUACAUCAUACAUAUUUUCUAUUUAUACUAUGUGCAUACCGUAACAAUAAUUAAUUACAUAUCCACUUCAUAAUUCAUCAUGAAAAUACAGUUUGACAAAUUUAUGCAAUGAAUCUAAAGUUCUGUCGUCAUUGUAGUAAUAUCUAUAGCCUUCUUUAAACAGUAUCAAAGUUGGGUACUGAAUUAUCUAGCAAGAGAAACAAUUACAGAUAAGUAAUGAUUACUCAAACGUGGAGGUAGUAUUCUACAAUAAGCUGUCGUGGUUUGUGUCUGAACUACCUGAAAAAGAUAUCUCAAACGUGGUGGUUUAGUGUAGGUAGUAUUCUACUAUAGCUGUCGUGGUUUGUGUCUGAACUACCUGAAAAAGAUAUCUCAAACGUGGUGGUCCAGUGUAGGUAGUAUUCUACAAUAAGCUGCCAUGGUUUGUGUCUGAACUACCUGAAAAAGAUAACUCAAACGUUGUGGUCCAAUGUAGGUAGUAUUCUACAAUAAGCUGUCGUGAUUUGUGUCUGAACUAUCUGAAAAAGAUAUCUCAAACGUUGUGGUCCAGUGUAGGUAGUAUUCUACAAUAAGCUGUCGUGGUUUGUGUCUGAAUUACCUGAAAAAGAUAUCUCAAACGUGGUGGUCCAGUGUAGGUAGUAUUCUACAAUAAGCUGUCAUGGUUUAUGUCUGAACUACCUGAAAAAGAUAUCUCAAACGUGGUGGUCCAGUGUAGGUAGUAUUCUACAAUAAGCUGUCAUGGUUUAUGUCUGAACUACCUGAAAAAGAUAUCUCAAACGUAGUGGUUUAGUGUAGGUAGUAUUAAUACAAUAAGCUGCCGUGGUUCGUAUCUGAACUAGCUGAAAUGAUUCAUGUAUUUUACUACAGAAAAGAUAUGCGAUAGUUGUCAUAAAAAUGCAAAAUGUCAUGGUGGUCACUGCGUAUGUAAUGCUGGUCAUAUCGGGAAUGGACUGACCUGUAAAGCUGUUUGUAAGUGAUUGCUUAAUUUAUGAUUAGCUAUAUCAAUGUUUCUUCGGACAAAUACAGUCGAGUACAUCAACACCCCUAUAUAGAUAUUGAUUUAUCUGUUAUUAUCUAUGAUUAAAUUAAUCGAUGCUUCAUCUAAUGUUUUAUUUUUCCAUUUCAGAUAGGACUGGUCCGUGUUCCCUUAAUCCUUGUAGAAACAAUGGCGUUUGUGUGAACCUCGAUGAAAAAACAUACGACUGUCGAUGUUCACCGAAAUAUACUGGACCGAACUGUGAAAGUGGGUGUAGCAAAUUUUUUCUCAUACAACUUCAACAGUUUUUGCUGGGUGGAUUUCUAAUGCGAUUCUUGUCUUCUAAUGGAUAUGAACGAGUGGUUGAGAACCGUUCACAAUCAUCAGAAGAAUAAAGCCCUCACGGACCUUAAUUUUUAUUUUAUUUCUUUCUAGCUCGGCUAAGAUGUGUCCCAAACCCAUGUAAACAUGGUGGGGUUUGUUUUGAAAGUCGCCAGACAUUUCGAUGUGUUUGUCGAAAAAUGUUUACUGGAAAAGACUGUUCAAAACGUAAGUACUGUUUUAGACAUACAUUUUCUUGAAUUUGGUUCCCGUGGUCAACACAUGUACAAACAAGCAAAUAUGAAUGUACUUAUUUUCAGGUGUGGUUAUUCAUGAUAAAUGUACGCCUAACCCAUGUAAAUAUAAUGGUGUAUGUAGGACUUCCGAAGAUGGUAAACGCGCAUUUUGUAAAUGUCCCACGUACAAGUUCAAGGCUCCAUUCUGUGGUGAGUACUCUGAAAUUCAGAGUGUCCAUAUCUCUCGAGUAUCAAGUAUAGUUUAUCAUUCAUUCAUGCUCUGUUUUCGUAGAUUGUGACUGUCCCAAGGCUAACCGUAUACGACAAAAACACAGCACCAACUCAUUUUGUGAUAAGAAAGGAGAGUGCAUAUGUCCACGCAGUCGAAUGUAUUUAACACCCUGGGGAUGUGUGCCUUCAAUGUUAAGUACGUAAGUUUUCUUCUUUUUUUACCUGAAUGCCUGAUGCUCCGAGUACUCCAGUUUCCUCCCACAGGGAAUGUUGACAGGGUGGGUUGGGAUUAGCUCCAAACUGACUCUUCCACCGUAGCUGUACUCCGUGAUCAGACACAAGUCAUAAGGUGGCUGCCAGAGGCGUCCUUAGAAAGCCUUCGACUCGAUCAGGUUGAGCUGCGUCUUUCGCAAUUCAGCUUACCUCUCAGCUGCAAGUAAGGAUGAUUAGCACACUCCCAAUAUACCUUUCCCCUUAUAACCAAAAUUUUGAUCUAGGCAAGUCUAGACGAAAAGUUGUAAAAUGAGGAAAAUAGAGCCUUGCGAAGUUUGCAAUUUUCAGUCAUUUUGCAUUACAAACGGGAAAUUGCAGCCCCAACACCCGAAUCGGAUGUCAAUUUCCCGUUUGUAAUACAAAAUGACUGAAAAACGGCAAACUUCGCAAGGCUAUAUUAUCCGCAUUUUACAAGAUUUCGCAACAAAACUUUGGAAUAUUACUAAUUUUGUGAUGCUCUUUCAAGCUGUGAUGAAAUUUUUGUCUAGAUCGAAAUUUUAGUUAUAAGGGGAAAGGUCCAUUACUUACUCAAUAACUACAGCUUGUAUGUCAUCAUUUCUUUGUCAACGAUAUUCCGCCAUCGUCCAUAAUUAGAUGAUAAUUUUGGUAUUGUCAGAUGAAAACAUAUCAUUGUCAGAUGAAAACAUAUUUAUCACCUGCUUUCCAAAAUUCAUUUUCAGUGGACAACCCGUGUAGUGCCAAGCCCUGCAGAAACAACGCGACAUGCUUCAACGUGAGCGUUUCACUGCUGACACAAAAUGAUCGCAGUUACGGCUGCCGUUGUGCAAUUGGUUUCACAGGCUCUAAGUGUGAGAUAAGUAAGUUCUAUACUGCUUGGCAAUUUUGGUAGUGGACGGACUCGGUAUAAGUGUGAUGAAGAAAGAGUCAUCCUUUAUUGAUUCAGUGCUGCUACAGGAGAAAACCUAAUUAGGCCACAUAAAAAAAAUUUACUUGUUUAGCGUCCACCCAUUUUAAUUUUUCUAGGUCGGGCGGGCGGGGUUUUUUUUUCGUAAAAUGCAACACAAAAUUCUUCUAAAUGCAGGAAAUCCAGAUAUUACUACAGUCAAAACUCACUUUAAUUCUUUCAAAAUCCGUUCAUGUUUUUUAAUACCGUUCAUGUUUUUAGUAAAACAGAAAAUUACCGUUUGGCGGUCACGCGCGAACACUUCAGCUGCGAACAGGCAUAUUCUGGGAAGGAAACUUUGUGUAAACGUAUUACAUAGCUCCCAGAAGAAUAAAAUCACCAUUUUUUCAAGUAAAACGGUCUUUUUUAUAGAGAGUUUUUGCACUAAACUCGGACAAAUUAAAAAAAAAAUAAAAAAAUUGGAGGUCGGGGACUUUUAUCAGGUCGGGCGGGGACGCUAAACAAGUAAUUUUUUAUGUGGCCUUAGUUAAACUAACUUUAUACUCUGGAUGGCUCUAUCAGUUCUAAACGUUCUCCCUAGAGGUCCAGUAAGAGUUAUCUCUAAUUGUUCCAGUGUUACCACAGGAGUGAACCUAAAUUAAACUAACUUUAUUUAUACUGGAUAGCUCUAAUAGUUUUAAAAUGUUCCCACUAGACGUUAAGUAAGGAUCAUCUCUUAUUGAUAUACAACGGUAACUCCGAAUAAAGUAAGCAUUCUGAUUCAACGUUUCGACUUUAUUUAGUCAUCAUCAGGAAUGAUGAUCAAAAACUAAAUAAAACUAAAUAAAGUCGAAACGUUGAAUCAAAAUGCUUACUUUAUUCGGAGUUACCGUUGUAUUGUCCAGGUGAUCUCGUGUUCGUAUUUUAGCCAAUCAGCGCUCAGAAAGGGUUGUCCGAAUAGAAAUCCAUUUUGAUGUAUUCAGUCAAUUAUAUCUUUCAUUAUUCUUUAUGAAACUAGUUGAAAUUUUGUAAUUAUGUUUGGUUAUGAGAACUAUAGCUCUGACAAAAAUAUGGAAUCGAAAUAAAGUAUAUUACAGGAGAUAUUCAGUUGUUUUAAUCAUAAAAUGGAUUUCUAUUUGACAACUAGUGCCAGUACUUUUCCGCGUAUCAAGAUCAUCUGGGUAUUUUAUGAAAAUACUCAGUGGUUCCCGCAAUUAUGAGACCUAAACUAAGCUAACUUUAUUUAUACUGGAUAGCUCUAAUAGUUCUAAUUGAACUGUACUCCAUAGAGGUCCAGUAAGAGUCAUCCUUUACUGAUUCAGUGGUACUGCAGCAACAAACGUAAACUAAAUUUACUUUGUUAAUAUUAGAUGACUCUAUCAGUUCUAAAGUGUUCUCCCUAGAGGUCCAGUAAGGGUUAUUCCUUAUUUGUCGAAUAUUAUUCCAGGAGGAAACUGGAAUACUUCAAUUCAUCUUUAAAUUCUUCACGAAUUGUUCAUUCGAAUUUUUAGAACUCCCUGAUCCAUGCUUACGCAACCCAUGUAGAAAUGGGGGUGUAUGUAAACCAUCGAAAGGUGUCGCUGUUUGUCAUUGCAAAUCUGGAUACGUACGGCCUUACUGCCUUAGACCUCGUAAGUAAACCUCUGAUCUCUGAUCUCUGAAUUUACUCUAUUUAUACAGGACGAUUUUUACUGACCAGGAAUUAAGCUAAACGCUGGAGUGUAACGGUUACCCCUUCAAAUGUGAAAUGGAGGAAAUGUUCCAUGCACCCCACACCGCUGCGCAUGCUCGCCAAGUGACUGAGAUUAACUUAAAUAGAAAACACUUUAGUGGUCUAAGAAAUAUUUUAAAAUAAACCUUCUCCAAGACGAGAAAAUCAAAGCUAAAGUUUAUGUAAAUGAACAUGAUUUUUUUAUCACAUAUAAAGCCACCGACACGGUCACAGAAUAAGGUACACAGAAGGUCGACUCGUGUAACCGCUGCCACGCCAUGAUUCAUUAUCAAAAUGCUGACGCUAUGGUCCUAGCCAGUGCGCGUUUGAGAGGCAUUCCCCCCUGGACGUCCACCAUUUUGAAUCUUAUCAGGGGGUGAAUGCCUCUCAAACGCGCACUGGCUAGGACCAUGGCGUCAGCAUUUGAUGACGAAUCACGAGUUACGCCAAAGUCAUAGGAAAAUCAUAGGAAAAACGAAGAAGUCGGCCUUCUGUGUACCUUAUUCUGUGACACGGUAGUGAUUUCCUUUGUCUUUUCAUCAUGAUUUAUGGAUUUUCCAUCACAAUUUAUGAAUUUCCACAUCAGUGGAAAGAUCAAUGAAAAUGAAAUAAAUGAAUACUAGAGAAAGAAAUAAGAAAAUUGGAAACAACCAAGUCUCUGUUUUGAACAUUUUACUGUCUAUAUAUUAUUUGUCUUUAUUUGUUUCUGAUUUACUGUUGUGUCUGCGAACACCGCGGAAAAACGUCUGCGCAUGCGUCCACCUUACCUGUAAUAGUAUUGCGAACUUGAUGAGAAGCUGUUCCGAACGUUUCCGAAAGCUCAAAAUGGCGGUAAAAAGGAGUGACUUCAUUGUGUGUCUUAUACAGCCAGAUUUCGAGCGUAAAAACAAACAUGUCAUUCUAAAAACUAGAAAUAAAUACAGCCAGAAGGUUCAAGAAAUUGUAUUGUACAAGAACGUGGACUAAAGGUGAUUGUUGACAAAUUUAUCGUCCGAAACAUUUUGUUUAGCAACUAAGCAACGACAAUUUCCGAAUUUUCGUUUCGAUACAUUUCUUUAAAAGAAACUAUGUCGCCAAAUAUAAAAAAUUUUCGUGUUCACAAUAAUUAAACUUUAGGAUUUAUUCUACAAUUUGAGUGGGUUAAAAAGCUUAACUUUUCGAGAGUUUUCUUAACUUUUUAGUUUGAAUUUUUGUUUUGAAUAAUUCUGCAAAAAUUUUCGAAGUCGUGUCCGUUAAAAUCAACAAUUUUUUACAUGAAUUAUAUUUCAUUUCAUACUUUAAAUGCCAGGACGCUUUCAAUUAAUGUCUAGUCUACCCAUUUGCUAUAUUUUCUCGUUUGUUUUACUAAUUUUUGACCAAUUAAUAAGCAUGUUUUUGUUUUAGAAAUUGAUAUUCAAAUUCCCCGCCAUAUUUUCAUAAUUUGGUGCAUGCGCAGACGUUUUUCCGCGGUGUUGUGUCUGCGUGGGUUGUUAAUGAAAAUUUUGAAACAACGUUUCGAACCGUGUUUAGUGAUUCCUCGUUAUUUUUUGCACAUAUUGUUCUCAUGUAGGAGUGGUUCAACAUUGUUUUCUCUCUGUCUCACAGCUCCUGGUGUAAGCAAGUGUUACCCUAAUCCAUGUUUGUAUGCUGGUGAAUGUGUCGAAAAAGGUGGAGGUUAUCACUGCAAGUGCAAGAAACAUUUUACUGGAACUCAUUGUCAAAGUAUGACUUUCUUACAGUUAAAGUAUAAAUAAAGUUUGUUGCUAUUCAGCAAAACCACAGACACCCCAGAUUAUAUAGUUGUGAUAACUUUACAUUUUUAGCCCGCAUAGCAUUGGGUCGCCCGCGCCGGCGCGCCUGCUUUUGGGGUACUAUUAAAAUUAUUAAAACAAACAUUGUUAUUUUACCCAGUUUUCUUUUCCUUUCAGUUCUAAUGGAUGAUUGCAAAGACUGUAACUCGAAAUUCGCUCAUUGUUUUCGUGGAAAAUGUGUUUGUAAACCUGGCUACGUUGGAGAUGGAAAAACCUGCGUUCCUGCUUUGUCUGGUAAGUGUUCUGCAUGUGCUGGUCAGUGAUCUCUAUAUAAUAUCUGGAGCGGGAACUCGAGAUCUCAGGCCCAGUCCUUUCUUUGUUAGGUUGAAGGUUGAGAAUUUUAGAUUUGCAUGUUAUUGUUUACAGUAGUAUAGUCAGGGAGGGGAGGGGGCACAUAUCAAAUGUGAACACGAGUGCCACUGACCUAGG
Messenger RNA from Paramuricea clavata, 12087 nucleotides. NCBI's taxonomy places the organism in Eukaryota, Metazoa, Cnidaria, Anthozoa, Malacalcyonacea, Plexauridae. The record is from the annotation of a GenBank genome assembly.